UGCCAAGCUGCCAAACAAAAGUCAACAAAAAUAUUGAGCAUUUGUAAUGUUUUAUGUUGAAUUAUAAAACCCUAAAUAAUGGGAGACUAUAGCAGAUUUGUGUUAAAGAAGAUAUGUUGUACGUGUUUAAGCGUUGAUAGGAAGCUAAGCCAACUGUGCAAAUUAGAGGAUGGUGUAAACAACUUAUUUUUCCUACUUUCGUCCGAUUCUGAGGCAUACAAGGCAAUGUUCAGUAGAGACGCAACACAUCUGUUCAUUUGCUGGGAAUGCAACUCUUUUAUGAGGAGACAAAGAAAGUUUCGAGACCAAGUGUGCAUUGCUCAGAAACAGCUAUGUCAAAUUUUUGAUGAACAAAUUACUCCAAAAGCACAAAAUAGUCUUUCAAAAUUAGCUUGGAUCCAUAGGAACACUUAUGACAAAGAAUAUAUAUUUAAUGACAAUAUAAUAGACAAUUUUAUAGAUUGCGGACCAGAUAUAAAAGGUGAAACGGAACAAACACUACCCUUAAUUUAUAUAGAUAAGGAAUUAGCUAGCAUAAGUGACGAAGAUAUGACUGCAGAUAUUAUUGAUGAGAUAAAUGUAAUAGACAAUAAAAUAGAAAUUAAACCACUUCUGUUGAAGAAAGGGAAAUUAAAAAAAGAUAUUAACAAAAGAGUUUCGAUUAACAGAAAAGUUAAAAAACAAUCUACUUAUAACAAAGAAGAAGAUAUCAUAAAUAAGAAAGCAUUAGAAAAUAAAGUAGAAAUAAAAGCUCUUUUGUUAAAGAAUAGAAAAUUAAAAAAUGAUAUCAACAAAAGAAAAGUUGAUAAUCAGGAAAACAUGAUUUUAUUAGAAAAUGAAAUAGUAAUAGAACCGCUAUUGAUAAAUAGAGAACUAAAGAAUGAUGAAAUGAACAGGAGAAAAGUUAAAAACGGAGAAGAAUGUGUAAAGGAAGAGGGAUUUUCUAGAAUAAGAAUGACAGAGGAAGAGUUAUUGGAUAGCAUAGAAAAGAGAAAGUUAGAAGAAGGUUAUGUUAAUGCAUCAAACAAAUGUAAAUCAUGUGUUGACGUGUUUAAGGAUGAAAUUGAAUUAGAGGAACACAACAAAAGAUUGCAUGUACAGAAGCCGAAGUUUAUACAAUGUGACAUAUGUCAGGUAUACAUCAAGUUCUGGUGGCUGCCGGACCACAGAUCCGAGCAUUUCUUGAAAUACCAAUGCAACUUUUGCACCAAAGAGUAUUACACCGCCAUAGAUAUAUUGUUACAUUUGAAAAACAUACAUUCUAUGAGGAAUGCAAUAACACCGGGAAUGUUAAAAAAGCUCAAAAGAAAAGCAAUGCUGACGAAUCCAAUUCUGGCGCAAAAAAAGAAAGAACGCAAUAUUGAUAGAACUAGUGAAGAGUCCACCGUGGGGUUCAAAUGUUCUGACUGCAAUACGUAUUUUGAGAACAGAUAUCUCCGUUACAAACAUAUACUGAAGCUGCACCGGGAGGGUCACAAAUGCGCCACAUGCGGCAAGUCUUUCGCGUUCAAGAACACUCUGAAUAAACACGAGCAGAUCCACGGAGAACCUCAGCCCAUGGAGCAAUGCGCGACUUGCGGUAAAAUGGUCAGACGCGACCGCGUAAUCGCGCACGCGCGUAUACACGCCGCGCGCGCGACCUUCGAGUGCGUCGCGUGCGACAAGCGAUUUGUGUCACGCGACUCCUACGAGAAGCACCUCAAGUACGCCAGCAGUCACGCCGUGACCGACGUGCACAAGUACAAAUGUACGAUGUGCGAGAAGGGCUUCCGUACAAUGAGAGAGCUGAACGACCACGUAAACUACAACCACAUGGGCAAGACGCUAUAUAAAUGCCCAAUAUGCCAUAAGGCGCUAGCGACGCGCAGGUGUGUGACCCGCCACGUCAGUCGCGCCCACCAUGGCAUAAAGGAGAAGUCGGGCGACAAAAUACUGUGCCAGACCUGUGGGAAGGCUUUCCGGGAUAAGAAGUGCCUUCGCGAGCACGAGCUAAUACACACAGGCGAGAAGCCGCUGUCGUGCGACAUGUGCGGUCGCACGUUCAGACAGAGCGCGUGUUUGUAUACGCACAGGCGGCGCGUACACAAGGUGGCGCCAAAGAGGCUACAGGUGCAGCAUGCAGAGGCAGUGCGGGACGAACAGACUGAAAUACAUUGACCUAUGA
This is a messenger RNA of Pararge aegeria (speckled wood butterfly), 2164 nucleotides long. Its product is annotated as zinc finger protein 90-like. NCBI's taxonomy places the organism in Eukaryota, Metazoa, Arthropoda, Insecta, Lepidoptera, Nymphalidae. The record is from RefSeq and is a predicted model, not a curated record. The coding region runs from base 79 to 2157 and encodes 692 amino acids. The transcript is spliced from 10 exons. Gene Ontology annotation, biological process: regulation of transcription by RNA polymerase II. Gene Ontology annotation, molecular function: chromatin insulator sequence binding. Gene Ontology annotation, cellular component: chromosome.